Amborella trichopoda is the source of this 1407-nucleotide messenger RNA. Lineage: Eukaryota; Viridiplantae; Streptophyta; Magnoliopsida; Amborellales; Amborellaceae. The record is from RefSeq and is a predicted model, not a curated record.
GCUUGUUUACUGCAACUCACGGAUCUUACCAGUGCGUCACCACACACUUGUUUCUUUUAUAAAAAUAAAACUCUACUUUUUACCUCGUCCGCGUGCGUUUUUUGUACGCCAUUUUCUCUCCAGUCUCAACAUGAAAUCUCGCAAAACCCCAAUAAAGUCAGAGAAACAAAUGCCGAUACAUCAUUCAAUUUCGAGCUCUAAUAUUAGCAGAAGGAAGAAGACAUGGAAAAUAUCGGAAAAGCUCCGAGGUUUCUUCUUCUGAAAUCCUAGAUUCCUUACUAGAAGAAGCAAAUGCAGUGGAAUCUCCUAGGAAUCGUGCUCCGGUCUCACGCGAAGUCGUACAUUUGAAACCAUUCAAAAGUUCGAGAUUCUGCUUUUAAAACGUCAAAAAUAACUUUCCAGGAGAAGCAAGGCACCGUGAUUCAAGCUUUAUCUGAUGUGAACAUCGUAGUUUUGAUCUUAAAGAAGAAAACUCUUUCAGAAAAUCAAAGACUCUCGUUCUUAAACCUAGAUUUAUUACUAGAAGAAACAGAAAAAGAGAAAUCUCAACCUACUUGAAAAAGCAUCACAAUAUCUCUUUAUCUAUGAUAUUGAAGCCAUGACCUUCUUACCUGUUGGAACAAGACGGUGAAAGUUCACAAAAUUCAACUUUUGAUCUCCAUACAAGAAGGAUAUCGUGCGAGAUCAAUCGAAACCCUAAAUUUAUCUAUCUGAAACUCAUCCUUCUCAACAGGAGAACGGAAAUUGGAGAGAUAUAUGUGAAAAUUUGCUUUUGAAUUCGAGUUUUGCCGUCACCAGAAGAACAUGCUUUCUUCUGGUGAUCUGCAACUAUGGAGGGAGCCCGUCGCAAUUGCGUGCUUAUCAUUCUUUCUCUGGUUUUCUUCUCUGUUUUAGCAUUCAUAUCUGGACUAUCAGUGUUUCUGAUGAUCAAUUACUCCAUUACUGGACCAUCGCCUGUUUCUGCAGAAUGCAAGGUCCUGUCCAGCAGUGUGGAUCUCAGGUCAUCCAAGGUUUGUGAGCUUGGUCCACUCAAUUACAGAAACAAGAAUGUGUUGUAUCCUAAAGAAAGGCCAAGACAUAAGUGUCACUACGAUUAUUACUGGGCUUCAGUUUUUCAGGUUGAAUAUAGACCAUAUCAAUCAGGAAGAACACUCCAAGCAUUGGCAGAGGCCCCUAAGGAAGCUCUUCCUCUUAACUGCAGACCCAAUUUUAGCAGUGCAUGGCUGACGAAGAAUCAGUUCAAGGUGAAUGAAACCUAUGCUUGCAAGUACACUCCCGGUGCUUCUAAAGUUGACAUAUAUGGCGAUGGUUUGUUUAAUUGUCACAGGGAAGAUCCAUCUGCCUUCGAGCUGAUGAGGAGAUUCUACAAUCUGUGAGUAAAGCCUGCAUGCUCAUUAUGUCAUUUUA